Molecule: messenger RNA, 1338 nt
Organism: Symbiodinium natans
Lineage: Eukaryota; Dinophyceae; Suessiales; Symbiodiniaceae
Source: the annotation of a GenBank genome assembly
AUGUCGAUCCAGGCGGAAUACGUCGUCAUUGGCGCCGGGCCGGCUGGCCUCGCAGCCGCCGGCUUCAUCGCGAAGGCCGGAGCGCGUGUGGCCGUCUUUGAGGGCCGGCCACGACCGGAAAACGUCUUCGGCUCUUAUCCGGUGGUGCUGAACGCGCGGGGCCUGGCCGCCUUGGAGUCCCUGGACCCGGCGGUGGUCGCGAAGGCGAAGGAGAUCGGCCUGUCCGUGAAAGAGCUGCACAUCGUGCCCGGCAACCGGACCGUCGCGAAAGUGCCCACGUAUGGUACCUGCAUCAUGCGGGACCAGGCGGCCCAGGUGCUCCUGGAGUCCGCAGAGGCCCAGGAGAAGAUCUCCUUCUUCUGGGACCACAAGCUCACAGGCAUCGACUUCGAGACCCACACCUGCACCUUCGAGCUACCGGAUGGCUCCAAGAAGACGGUGGUGGCCCAGCGCCUCGUCGCAGCCGACGGAAACCGCUCCAGGGUGCGGCGCCUCUGCCAGGAGCACGUGGCAGACUUCAGCGCGGAAGCAGAUGACUGGGGCUUCCAGCUCCGCUUCAUGAACUCCAAGGGCGUCGAUGGGCAGACGGAGGUCAGCCCAGACACCCACUUCGUGCUCGGUGACAAGGGCUAUGUUUGCUUGCAGCCAAAUGGCGAGUGGAGCAUCUCCCUGCGGGUCCUGCCCGAAUCGGAUGAGGAGUUCAUCACUGGCGAAGAGGCGACCGACGCCAACGUCCAGAAGCUGAAGGAGUACGUGCAGACUCAUGCCAAGUUCGUGGCCGACAACCUGCUGGAUGACGAGGCCUACCGGAAGUACUACGACUGCCGGGCCUUUGGCGGCGUCGUGGUGAAAUGCUCCUGCCUGAACCCUGCAGGCUGGAUAUGCCUCAUCGGUGAUGCCGCCCAUGCAGUGCAGCCCGCAACAGGCGAAGGCAUCAACAGCGGCUUGGAAGAUGCCUCCGUGCUGGGUGCUGCCCUGAAGGAGCAUGCGGAGGAUCCUUUUGCAGCCUUUGACAAGCAGCAACGGCCAAACGCCUACGCCCUUCAGAAAUUGGCGUUGGAGGCCAAGGAUCGUGUGACGCAGCCUCCCCCCCGACAGCAAGCUGUCAACGUCAUGGUGACGAUCGGUCUCGCCAUGGCCAAGAAGCUCCACAUCAUUGAAGGCACCAAGCAAGAUUUCAUGCUCGGGGAGAAAGCCCAAUCUAUGGGAGUCAAAUCCUACGACGAGCUCGUGUCGAUGGACGAACGGCAGACGAGCAAGAUUCGGCCCAUUGCCAACGCCUUGGCGACAAUUUUCCGAGUUCCAAAGGAGCACCCUCAGGCGCAGAAACAAAGCUAG